Molecule: messenger RNA, 456 nt
Organism: Verticillium dahliae VdLs.17
Lineage: Eukaryota; Fungi; Ascomycota; Sordariomycetes; Glomerellales; Plectosphaerellaceae
Product: mitochondrial import inner membrane translocase subunit tim-17
Exons: 2
Coding region: 1-456 (151 amino acids)
Biological process (GO): protein import into mitochondrial matrix
Cellular component (GO): TIM23 mitochondrial import inner membrane translocase complex; mitochondrial inner membrane
Molecular function (GO): transmembrane protein transporter activity
Source: RefSeq, a predicted model, not a curated record
AUGGAUCACACACGCGACCCCUGCCCCUGGGUCAUCCUCAACGACUUCGGCGGCGCCUUCUGCAUGGGAGCGAUCGGCGGCACGAUAUGGCACGGCAUCAAGGGUUUCCGAAACUCCCCUUACGGUGAGCGUCGCGUUGGUGCCAUCACGGCCAUCAAGAUGCGCGCUCCCGUUCUCGGUGGUAACUUUGGCGUCUUUGGCGGCCUCUUCUCCACGUUUGAUUGCGCCGUGAAGGGCAUCCGCCAGAAGGAGGAUCCCUGGAACGCUAUCAUCACCGGCUUCUUCACCGGCGGUGCGCUCGCCAUCCGUGGUGGCUACAAGUCGGCGAGGAACGGUGCCAUUGGCUGCGCUGUGCUCCUCGGUGUCAUUGAGGGUGUCGGUAUUGGCUUCCAGAAGCUGAUGGCCGGAAGCACCAAGCUCGAGGUAUAUUCUCUCGUGCUCUUCAACCGCGAUUGA